CACCGGAAUAAAGGUUCCAUUUUCAAUGGUUGAGCUGUUUUGUUCCUUCAUUCACAACCACUAUCAGUGACUACCUACCUCUGAGAAAUUUUUGUGGUGUUUGAAGCACGUGUGCAGACCGCCUGCUCUUGCCCUGCAGGCCAGCCUUGCUCCCUUUGCUCUUGCCCUGGCCCUAGAAAGGUGCAUUAGGGCAAUAACGUUGGAGGGUUAUAACUUCUGGUUGUUCUUCGCACUCUACUUCCUACUUUUUUCCCCUCAGUCAUCUUGCCACACUUUUGCCAUCAGAACCAUCUAUCCUGCCAGCCAUUCACUGGCCACCACAUGAACCUUCCUCUUUCUGUAGCCCUCUACACCUUCUGUUCCUGAUAUCACCAGCAUUACAGCUGUCGAUCUUUCCUCGUUCAGCUGUACAACUCAACCUACAUCAUCGCCACUCCCAUUAUUUCAGGUUUCGUGAUCCAUCCAUCUCACACUGCCAUCAUGUCACAAGUGGAAGUCAAUAAGAAGAGCGGGACGACCGAUGACGGCAAUGGCGAUUGUCACGGCGCAUCGACUCAUAUGCUUCUCUCGCCAGAAGCUGCUGAAUCAGAUGCCCCAACUUGCAACGGCAACAUCACCUUGAACCAACCCGCCCGGAAGAAGACUUUCUCGGACCUGCCUCAGGAGCUUCGAGAUAUGAUCUGGAAGGAAGUCUUGCUCGAUGAAGACGAUCUCAACAUCUACAGCAGAUGUCACGUCGAUGUUCGAGCCCACGGUUUGUUUGCCUUUAUGUAUGCACCACAGCACCGGCCCCGAAAGAAACUUCCACCGGAUCCUGGCCUCGUCCUCCUGUCAACGCGGCCCCCAGCUCUCGCCCAUCUGUGUCACGACGCACGUGAAGCUGCCUUGAAACAUCACGAGCGGGACCCUGUACGUAACGGUUCACCAGCUUUGCGGGGGGAGCUCGACAGCCCGUCUUGGUUAUCCAGAUCAGCCCUACUUCUCGCUAAAUGUCACCAAGACCCCGGCGAGAAAAAAGGCUUGUCCCCUGACGACAUCAGAUGUGAUCCUUUUAAGAGCCAAUCCCUGCUCUUGCAUAUGGGGCCCCACGCGUGGGAUCACAAGCAAUUCGGGAGAGAUCCCCGUCUUGUUCGGGCCUAUGAGAUCUUGCGAAAUGCCAGAGACGACCAGGUAAUGGUCAGAAUUCCAUGGCUAAGGGUUUCUGCUUACCUCAGUUGGCCGCAACUGUCUCGAUGCAAAUUUCUCUUUGAUCAAGGUCCAGAUUGCAUUCACAAACUACCUGAUGGAGACCUCCACGAUGCAUAUUACCAAAAUGUAUAUGUGGAGGCUCAUGAUUCUGACAUGUUACGCUGCAUCAUUCAGGCCGCUGAUCGGGGUUUCGAGGUUCAUAACAUGAAGGACUCUGUGGAUCUAUCAGAGUCUCUAACCGAUAAAGCUUUUACUGCAGAAGUGGCUAAAAAUGCUUUGGCGUUUCUUCAGGACCUCUGGGUUGAGGAGAGCCGGAAAGCGUCGAGGGAAGAGGAAGUUAUGCCUAAAGUCAAACUUGUCAUCGAUUUUGCAAUCAUUGUUAGCUAAGGAGAUGUCGACCUUUGACUUUGGGUUGCUCUCUCCAAUCACACAACACCUGUUUCCUAAGCGACGGAAAACGGUGGCUUCCAGCAAAGAGGGAAACAACGAGAUGGAUCAGCGUGCAAACCACCACCCAGGACAA
This is a messenger RNA of Neurospora tetraspora, 1711 nucleotides long. RefSeq lists its product as uncharacterized. The transcript has a single exon. Lineage: Eukaryota; Fungi; Ascomycota; Sordariomycetes; Sordariales; Sordariaceae. The coding region runs from base 481 to 1575 and encodes 364 amino acids. The record is from RefSeq and is a predicted model, not a curated record.